UUUUCUAUUCACAGACAUGUUACUAUUCUCUCUGACGGAUCAAAAAUUAUGCUGUCCUAAACGCCAGAUAACAAACUCAAGCAUUGCAAAAACAGCUGCAACAACAAAACCAACAACUAGCUCACUCUUCGUAAGCUUAUAACAAGAAGUUUUCGUUUUCGUGCAAUUUUAAGAAAAUCAGCAGCAACAGCAACAACAACAGCAGCAGUAGUCGCAGCGACAACAACAAAAAAUCGCUAAACUUUCUUAAAAUCAUCGAAAAACAUAAAAAAAUAUAACAAGGAGACUAGCAGCCAUAAGAACAACUGCUAAAAGCCAUAAAAACAAAUUAAAAAGGCGCCAUUUCUCAGCUACAAAAAUCGUUUAAAGCACCAACACGCUUCUAAGAAAAUAACGAAUCCAAAAAUUAUAAAGAAUUUAAAUUUAUAAAUAAGCUUUUUCACACACACACCGGAAGAUUAUUAUUAAAUUGUAGUUGCUUUAAGUUUUUUUUUCAUUUUCGCAGUCAUCACUCCAGAGCUUAGUUCGUGCGGCAUUGCUCGAUUUUAGGCGUAGUUAGUUUAGCUGAAACUAAACUAGCUGCCAAGUGAAGAAGUACUGUAACCAAGAGAAAAGAAAAAAAAAAAUAGUUGAACUUUCAGCUUGAAAGCUAUCGCGAACGCCGCUUUGAAUUUCUUCUAAAUUUCAUAUUUUCGUAAUGAAAAUGGCAAACAUGAAAUUUAAGCGCAAAUAUGGCGGUUUAAAUAUUUGAAAAAUACUAAUUGUAUAUUUUUCGAAUAUUUUAUUUCGUAGCAUUUUAUAAGUUUAUAAAUAAUACUAAUACAAAUUCAGUCCCUUGUCUAACUAACUUGUCUGUGUCUGUCUGUUUGUAUCCUCCCUCCGUGUAAAUCGCGCCUCCCUAAAAUUAGUAAUAUAACAUACAACAUACAUACUCAUGCUAUACACACGUACUUAUACAUUCGAAAUAAAUAUUUAAUUACCGUUAAGUGUUACAGCAUUACUAAGUGAUUUUCAUAAAUUUAUACAUAAAAAGAAUUUGUAAUUCAACAGCAAGAAAUUUAAUUUUUUGCAGCAUUUAAUUCUAGCAGACACUUAAAGGCAUUAGCAAUUUUUUUUUAGAAAUUUUGUAUAUUUCCAAUUUUUUCCCACACUAGUAGAAGCAUACUCUUGCGUAGGUUUCUUUAAAAUUGUAAGCAUAAACAAGUAGUUUCUUUUCCAAAUUUGGUUUUUUUUUAUUAAUUUUAAUAUUGAUGAUUAAAAAAUAUUUAAAUUAAUCACUCAACAAAAAACUAUAACUCAAAAGUAAAUCAAUUGCAUAAAACGUACUUAAAAAAACUUGCAACAUGGAUGCAUUAUCGCCCGAUUUGCUAUGGAUGGUCAUACUCGGCUUUCUGAUUGCAUUCGUAUUGGCUUUUGGUAUUGGCGCAAAUGAUGUGGCAAACUCUUUUGGCACGAGUGUUGGUUCGGGUGUGUUGACCAUACGGCAGGCCUGUGUUUUGGCGACAAUAUGUGAAAUUUCGGGUGCAGUUUUGAUUGGCUACAAAGUCUCGGACACCAUGCGCAAAGGCAUUCUAGAGGUUGGCCUUUACGAAGGCUCCGAGGAUGAACUUAUGUUGGGCUGUGUCGCUGCUCUGGCUAGUAGCGCCAUCUGGUUGUUGGUUGCCACAUUCCUCAAGUUACCCAUUUCGGGUACACACAGCAUCGUUGGUUCGACCAUUGGUUUUUCGUUGGUUGCGCGUGGUACACAAGGUCUGAAAUGGUCUACAUUGGGCACGAUUGUGGGUUCGUGGUUUAUCUCGCCAGUUAUGAGCGGUUUGGUGAGCAUCUUGCUUUUCUUGGCUAUUCGAAAAUUUAUUUUGCGCGCGAGCGAUCCGCUGAAAGCGGGAUUUCGGUCACUACCAAUUUUCUACGGUGUAACAUUCUUCAUUAACGUCAUUAGUGUGGUGUUGGAUGGACCGAAGUUGCUUUAUAUGGAUAACAUACCCACCUGGAUUGCUAUUUGUUCGAGCAUUGCACUCGGCUUAAUAGUUGCACUUCUCACCCAACUUAUUGUUGUACCAAUACAAAAACGUAAAAUCGCAAAACAGUUACGUGCUCAAAGUCCCGUUAAAUUCAAUUUCGAGGACUCAGUUGAAUCCUCACCGUCCGGUAGCCCUAAGAAAAACCGCCGCCCAUUAUCACUCGUUAGCGAUGGAAAACAAUUGCCUGCAAUUGCCGAAAUCACCGAACUCGUCUCAUUGACCGACAAUUCACCGAAGACCUUCAAAUUGGCACCAUAUGGACUAAAUAAAAAUGGGCAUGUUACCACCCCAAAUAACGGUUAUACUGGCGAUGGUUAUAAGAUUAAUCCGGAAAUUAUAAAGAAAGCUGAGGAUUUGCUGGGCAAAGCCAGUUUGGAUAAUACGGAUUUGACUAUAACGAGCUUAAAUUUCAUUGAUGAGCAAUAUCAGAAUGGUAAUGGUAUAGGUGCAUUUCAGUACGGCAAUAAAAACAACAAUACGACUGCAUUGUUAUCGAAUGGUCGUGACAAAGGUAGUCAGCUGCAGGAUUACUUUGAGAAGGGCGUAAAGUCGCCAUUAUUGGAUGCGAAGAGCAUUGAGCAUUCCCACGAGCUUCCACAACAAUUCCAACAGCUCGAUAGCACGCAGUCGCCAAAGAGUGCUGCAAAUAAUAAUAUUACACUAAUUGCCAUGGACACAACAACAAAUACCACCAAGCCCGCAAUCAUUCCCGAGCCUACACCCUCUUCCAACGCAAUACCCGCUGCCGGAGACGCAAACAAAUCAAUUACUGACGUUGUAGUCACAAAAGCCACAACAACAACUGCGGAGUCAACGGCAGCAUCCACAACUGCCAAGAAGGAUUUGAAAGUGGUUGAGAGUGGCAGCAGCUUGGAAAUGAUGAUUUCCUCUAUAUUGUCGCCGAAUUCGAGUAAGGUUCCGUUGAUUGAGAGCAAGGAGCUAAUACACGAUUUUAAGCAGUCAGAUGGUGCACCAACGCACAAUGACGAGGAAUCGGAGGAGGUGUCGAUGCUGUUUUCAUUUUUACAAAUUCUAACAGCAACAUUUGGCAGCUUCGCGCAUGGCGGUAAUGAUGUAAGCAACGCUAUUGGACCUCUCAUUGCUUUGUAUAUGAUUUACAGAGAAGGUUCUGUGAUGCAGAAGGCCGAAAGUCCUAUUUAUAUUUUGAUCUACGGAGGUAUUGGCAUCUCAGUGGGUCUAUGGCUGUGGGGACGACGGGUCAUCGAGACAAUCGGCAAUGAUUUGACAAAGAUCACCUCAUCAACCGGCUUCACCAUCGAAGUUGGCGCCGCCAUCACAGUACUUCUGGCCAGUAAAAUUGGGUUACCCAUUUCGACGACACAUUGCAAAGUGGGAUCGGUGGUGUUUGUGGGACACGUAAGUGGCAAAGGGCAUAAGCCAGCUGCUAAUGAUGCGACUGCAAAGUCAGGGCUCUCCAAAGAAGCUUCAAUGGAAGGUGGUGUCGUAACAUCAUCAACUGCUACAACACCAACAACAAAUGUGAAUGAAAUUUGCAGUAAAAUGGGGGCGACGGUGUCAUCCUCGACCAGCGCGAAUGCUAUAGCCAAUGGCAGCGGUGGAGUGGAAGUGAUCGCCGGUGGUGAUGGAGGUGUUACUGGGGUAGUUGGCAAUGCUGCGAACGCUGCUGUUGGUGCUGUCGAUUGGCAUUUGUUUCGAAAUAUUGCCUAUGCUUGGAUUGUCACCGUGCCGGUAACGGCGCUGCUCUCAGCUGGUAUUAUGUUUUUGAUGUGCAGCCUAGUUUUGGCCAAAUAGAAGCGGAGCGUAGCAGUUGGUGGAAAAAUGAAGCGAUUUAUUGCAAAGUAAAAAAAUUACAAAAAAAAAGUGAAUUAAAGGAAGAGAAGCGAAAGCAGUUACAAUUAUUAAGUAUUCAACAAACUUACUAACGUAAGCGUAUUUACAUACAUAUGUACACUUUAAACGAUAUUGUACUUAUUAUGGUAAAGUAAUUUAUUGUUAUGAUUAAAGAAAAAGAAACGAUUACAAAAAAAUCAAAAAUUAUGUGAAAAUUUAUUCAAAAAUUGGCAGCGAAUGUUGGAAAGAUUUUGUAAACAAGUUUGAGUAAAGGAAUAUAGAUACGUUUUGAAUGUUUGUAUUUUUGCAUAAUGCGUAUUGAGUUGUAAGCGCCAGAGUCGGACUGCCAGCCAGUGUUAAUACAUUAAUUCCAUACAAAAAAAAAAAAAAAACUUAAAAUAUUAGUAAUAACAAGAAGAAAAUGUGAACACUGAAACAUUGAUAUUAAAUUCAAUUCGACAUUUAAUUAAACUAAAAAGUAACGAAUGGAAAAGAAGGCUAAAAGACAACAAAUUAUGGCAUGACAUCAAUAUUUUAUGCGUUGAAUGUUUUGAGCUGAUUGCCAUUUGAACGUGCGGGUUUGAUAAAAAAAAUGUUUUUAAGUGUGUUAUCAGAAUUAAAAAAUAUU
This is a messenger RNA of Rhagoletis zephyria (snowberry fruit fly), 4461 nucleotides long. It is a transcript of the gene NaPi-III, whose product is annotated as Na[+]-dependent inorganic phosphate cotransporter type III. Gene Ontology annotation, biological process: phosphate ion transmembrane transport. Lineage: Eukaryota; Metazoa; Arthropoda; Insecta; Diptera; Tephritidae. Gene Ontology annotation, molecular function: phosphate transmembrane transporter activity. Gene Ontology annotation, cellular component: membrane. The record is from RefSeq and is a predicted model, not a curated record.